AUGAAGGUCUUGGUCAUCUGUGGAUUGAUUUUUGCUGUUUUGGUCAACGAAAGUUACGGUAAACCAAUUGGAGAGGAUGCCAUCAUUGUGGGUUAUACAAACGAAGCCAACGAAAACGGAUAUAGUUACAGUUACGAAACCUCGGAUGGAUCGCAACAAAAGCAAUCCGGAACUAUUAACGCCAAUGGAGUCCUUGAAGUUCGUGGCUCUUACAAUUACAUAGGAGAUGAUGGAGUCACUUAUACCGUAAAUUACAUCGCCGACGACAAAGGAUAUCGAGUUAUUGGCGAUCAUAUUCCGAAAGGAGCUGAUGGAUAUUUAGAAUUAACUGACAAUCCCGGACCAAUUCCACCCCCACUUGGAAUCCCCCCAUCUGCUGUUUUAUCACUUGUGGGAUAA
Molecule: messenger RNA, 399 nt
Organism: Culicoides brevitarsis
Lineage: Eukaryota; Metazoa; Arthropoda; Insecta; Diptera; Ceratopogonidae
Product: endocuticle structural glycoprotein ABD-5-like
Exons: 3
Coding region: 1-399 (132 amino acids)
Cellular component (GO): chitin-based extracellular matrix
Molecular function (GO): structural constituent of chitin-based larval cuticle
Source: RefSeq, a predicted model, not a curated record